Cetraspora pellucida is the source of this 1545-nucleotide messenger RNA. The record is from the annotation of a GenBank genome assembly. NCBI's taxonomy places the organism in Eukaryota, Fungi, Glomeromycota, Glomeromycetes, Diversisporales, Gigasporaceae.
AUGGCUAUUCAACAAGGUAUUAUUAAAUUCGUUACUACUACAGACUAUUUCCACUUAUUCAUCUUCUUCACCAUUAUCUAUGUCCUUAACUUUUAUUACAAAUACUUUACUCGUCCCAAUCCACUUCCUGGCCCAUUACCUUUACCAAUCAUUGGUAACUAUCAUAAUCUUGGCAGUGACGUAAGACAAUUCUAUAUACAAUGUCAACCAAAAUAUGGAGGUAUUAGUGAAGCGAUGCUUGGUCAUAGAUACAUCGUUCUUUCUCAUCCAAAUUAUAUUGAUAAAGUUCUUGAUCGUAAAGUAUUUCAUGCGAAGCUUCCAUAUUCUCAAGGUUUGGAUGAAAUGGGAAUGUACGGACAUGGAAUCGUUUUCAAUGAUGAUUAUGAAAGUUGGAGAUCUAAUAGUAAAUUCUUUACGGAUGCAUUUUUGCCACAAAGAUAUAUGGAUAAUGUUGUAAAGUCUACAAUUAAAUUGUAUGAAGAAUUAAGUGGUUAUUGGCAGUCACUUGGAAAUCAAAAUACUUCAAAUUAUGGUAACGAUAAUUGGACAUACGAAACAGAUUUGGCUAAAUGGUUUCACAGAUAUACAAAUGAUAUUAUUUCAAUAGUAAUCACUGGAGAACGCACGUAUUCAAUUGCAUCCUAUUAUAACACGCAAAGUCGUAUCAAAUCUGAAUAUUCUGAUGCACUAGUCGAGGAUGGGGACAAAUUCGUCAAAUCAAUUAUACAGUAUAUUGAAUGUAUCACAUUCUUUUCAUUUUUCGGUCCCUUUAUAAGGCAUUACAUUCCAAUGGUCAAAGACAAAAACGAGUCUUAUUUAAAGAAUCUAGAUUCAGAAAUGAGAGUUGAUAUGCUUACUUCUUUAAUCACUGCAAACACAAAUGCAAAAGAUUCAAAUGACGAGGCAUUAAAAUUAAUAGCUGAUGAAGAGAUCAGAGGUAAUAUAUUAGAUGCUUUCUUGGGUGGAACAGAUACUACUGCAAAUUUAUUCUGCUUUAUAACCUACUUUAUUUGUAAAAAUCCAGAUGUAAAGCAAAAAAUGCUUUCAGAAAUUGAUCUUAUUUUGCCUAAAACUUCUGAUAUAUCGAACAACGACCUCCAAAAACUAAAAUAUUGUGAAGCCAUAAUUAAGGAAGCUUAUCGUAUGGUGCCAGUAGCUCCUUUUGCAUUCCGCACUAUUACUGAAGACUGUGAAAUUGCAGGGUAUAAAUGGACUCGUGGGACAAAUUUUCUUAUAAACUAUCUAGCGAUACAUGGUCACCCAGAAUUUUGGCCUGAUCCAGAAGUUUUCAAUCCGGAUAGGUUUUAUAAUAAGGAUCAAGAUGACAAAAGCUUAGGCGACAAAUUUGCUUUUAUGAUGUUUGGUGGAGGCAGGCGAAUAUGUCCUGGAAGAAAGUUGGCAAUGACAGAGUUACUUUUAUCCAUGGUUUUAGUAUUUAAAAACUAUAAUAUUGAAUUGGUGGAUAUGAAUGAACCAUUAAAAAUUCUUACUCUCGCCACUACGAACUGUCAGGAGCUGAAAGUUAAAAUUAGUCCUCGAGCUUGA